Molecule: messenger RNA, 2327 nt
Organism: Trifolium pratense (red clover)
Lineage: Eukaryota; Viridiplantae; Streptophyta; Magnoliopsida; Fabales; Fabaceae
Product: glutathione hydrolase 1-like
Exons: 7
Coding region: 130-1863 (577 amino acids)
Biological process (GO): glutathione catabolic process
Cellular component (GO): plasma membrane
Molecular function (GO): glutathione gamma-glutamate hydrolase
Source: RefSeq, a predicted model, not a curated record
AUGGAAAGUAUUAGUAUAAAUGUCUUUGUGUUCCCACACAUUCCAUUCUGGCGUCCUAAGUCCUAACUCCUUGGCUUGGCCUGCAAUCACAGCUUACACUCUGUCUCGCCCUUCUCUAUCAACACAGCUAUGUUACUAAGGCAUACCAUUGCAUGCCUCCUCUUUGUUUCCAAUUUGGUCUAUGCUUCAAGCCUUAAUCACACAAAAACAAGAAAUGAAGUAAUCAUUGCUCAUCAUGGAGCUGUUGCGACAGAUGAUCGUCGAUGCUCUAAGAUUGGAAUGGAAGUUAUCCGUGAAGGAGGACAUGCAGUGGAUGCAGCUGUGGCUGCUGCUCUUUGUUUGGGGGUAGUUAGUCCAGCUUCAAGUGGUCUUGGUGGUGGUGCCUUUAUGGUUCUAAGUUUAGCUAAUGGGGUAGCAAAGGCCUUUGAUAUGAGAGAAACUGCUCCUCUUCUUGCUUCCAAGGAUAUGUAUGGUGGCAACACUACUUUGAAGGCAACAGGUGGCCUCUCAGUAGGAGUUCCAGGAGAACUUGCAGGUCUUCACAAAGCAUGGAAACGAUAUGGAAAGCUUCCAUGGGAAAGACUUGUAAAACCAGGUGAGAUUCUUGCCUUUAGAGGGUUUAAAAUAUCACCAUACCUUCAUAUGCAGAUGGAAUCAACAGAGUCAGAUAUAUUGCAUGACAAUGGUCUUAGUAGUGUAUUUGCACCUCAUGGAAAACUCUUGAAGGUAGGUGAAAUAUGUUACAAUAAGAAACUAGCAGAGACUCUCAGAGAAAUUUCAAAGUUUGGCCCACAAGCUUUCUAUGGUGGAAAAAUUGGCAUUAAUUUUGUUAAAGAUGUUCAAAAUGCUGGAGGGAUAUUGACCUUGAAAGAUCUCAAAAGAUACACUGUUAAACAAAAGGAACCUAUAUCUAUAGAUUUUCUUGGAUUAAAGAUCCUUGGUAUGCCUCCUCCUUCAGGUGGCCCUCCAAUGAUGCUGCUGUUGAACAUUCUAGCACAAUAUGAGCUUCCUUCAGGGCUUUCUGGUACACUUGGGAUCCAUAGAGAAAUCGAGGCAUUGAAACAUGUAUUUGCUGUGAGAAUGAAUCUUGGAGAUCCUGAUUUUGUAAACAUCACUGCAGUUCUUUCAGAUAUGCUUUCUACUAAGUUUGCUAAAGUGUUGAAAAAAGACAUCAAUGAUAAUAUGACUUAUAAUUCAAGUCAUUAUGGUGGCAAGUGGAAUCAGAUAAAUGAUCAUGGUACAAGUCAUUUAAGCAUAAUAGAUUUUGAGAGAAAUGCUGUUUCCAUGACUACAACAGUAAAUGGAUAUUUUGGUGCAAAGAUUCUUUCAUCAAGUACAGGAAUAGUAUUGAACAAUGAGAUGAAUGAUUUUUCCAUGCCUAUAAAAAAUGUUUCAAAGGAUGUUCCACCACCUGCUCCUGCCAAUUUCAUCGUGCCGGGGAAAAGACCAUUAUCAUCCAUGUCACCAACUAUUGCCCUCAAGAAUGGUGAAGUGAAAGCAGUGGUAGGUGCAAGUGGAGGGGCUAUGAUUAUUGCAGCAACUUCAGAAGUUCUUUUGAAUCACUUUGUCAAAGGAUUGGAUCCCUUUUCUUCUGUAACUGCUCCAAGGUUCUAUCAUCAGCUGAUACCUAAUGUGGUAUAUUAUGAGAAUUGGACAACUGUGAAUGGUGACCACUUUGAACUUUCUGCUGAUAUAAGGGCAGCACUUAGAAGUAAGGGCCAUGUCCUUCAGGGACUUGCUGGUGGGACAAUAUGUCAGUUUAUAGUUUCAGACACUUAUGAACAUUCUGGAAGAAAUAAAGGUAGUGGAAAGCUUGUGGCAGUGAGUGAUCCAAGAAAGGGUGGUUUUCCUGCAGGCUUUUGAUUGAGACAGUUCAUUGACAUUGUAAUCUUAUAUCCCAUUUACAACAAGUUUCAUUUUUCAUAUACUCCCUCUCGUCCUUAUUAUAAGAAAAAAUUUGUUUUUUAGAUUCAUGGAAUAUUUUAUGUAUCUAUACCAUAUUAUAAACUAGAUACAUCAAACAUUCUAUGAAUCUAGAAAAUAAUAUUUUUCUUAUAAUAAGGACCGGAGGGAGUAUACUAUAGUCCCACUAGCUGUAUUUUAAGAAUAGGAAUAAAUGUGGCCUCGGUACAUUGAAUAGAAACUCGUUUCGUAAGUACAAUUCAGGUGGUAGCUGCAAGGACGUUGAUUUAUACAGGCUUAGGUUUGAACCUGAGUCUAGUCACUAGGCUAUUUGACAAACAAAAAAAAACUCAAGCAUAUGUCAAUGUAAUGUAAAAUGGAAAGUAAACUAUGUCCGCAAUGAGAGACUAUUUAUUUUUCAAAAA